Empidonax traillii (willow flycatcher) is the source of this 413-nucleotide messenger RNA. Its product is annotated as ankyrin repeat and SOCS box protein 8-like. Gene Ontology annotation, molecular function: protein binding. The annotation marks the transcript as partial. NCBI's taxonomy places the organism in Eukaryota, Metazoa, Chordata, Aves, Passeriformes, Tyrannidae. The record is from RefSeq and is a predicted model, not a curated record. The transcript has 3 exons.
GUGGUCGCGGGGGGGUCCCGGGCCAUGUGGUACGUCAUGCAGAGCGUGCAGAGCAAGUACUCGCUGUCCGAGCGGCUGAUCCGAACCAUCGCCGCCAUCCGCUCCUUCCCCCGCGACAGCGUCGAGGACCUCAUCGGCAGGGGAGCAGACGUGAACUGCCUGCACGGGACGCUGAAGCCGCUGCACUGCGCCUGCAUGGUGGCUGAUGCCGACUGCGUGGAGCUGCUGCUGCAGAAGGGAGCUGAGGUGAACGCCCUGGACGGCUACAGCCGCACGGCCCUGCACUACGCGGCCGAGAAGGACGAGGCGUGCGUGGAGCUGCUGCUGGAGUUCGGCGCCGACCCCGACGCGGCCGACGGCAACCGCGACACCCCCCUGCACUGGGCGUCCUUCCGCAACCAGGCGGGCUGCGC